AUGCUGAAGCGAUCCAAGACGUUCACCAAGAUCAUGGACAAUUUCAAAUCCAAGCCCAAAAUGAAGAGACAAUUAUCUUUUUGGCGCAAACCGGCUCCAAGGGCUAAACACUCUCACGAGAUCAUAUCUGAGGAUAACAGCUUCGUUUUGAAUAAUACCCCAUCCAGUGUUCUAUUUUCAGACGGAACAAACGCGACAGAACAGACUACAAUUGACCAAUUGACUGCGGUCAGCUCGUUCAGCAAAGAAAGCGCUUUCAAAGACCAUUCGGAGAAGUUCUAUCUGGUUCCAGGAAAAGAAAGACAGUUAUCAUCAGAGGCACCAACAGAAUCCUCUUCUGUGUACUCAGAUCACACCGACUUUGAUUGGGUGUUUGAUCUGCUCAGCUUGUACAUGGAUCAGGACACGUAUGGGACUUCGUUCAUGGACCCUGAUUACGACUACUACUCAAACUUUUUGUAA
This is a messenger RNA of Ogataea philodendri, 462 nucleotides long. RefSeq lists its product as uncharacterized. The transcript has a single exon. NCBI's taxonomy places the organism in Eukaryota, Fungi, Ascomycota, Pichiomycetes, Pichiales, Pichiaceae. The record is from RefSeq and is a predicted model, not a curated record. The coding region runs from base 1 to 462 and encodes 153 amino acids.